AAGUCAGUCUGCACCGUGUGGUUUCCCACUGGGUCUUCCACUGUGAUUUCUUUAAUUGCAAGACUCUUUCGUAUGGGGAUAUUUUUAAGCAUUUACACGUGUGGAUUGUAUCUUCGCGUGGCUUUACGGACCGUGUUUUCCAGUCGGUAGUGCUCUCGGUAUCAUCAGUUGGUCGGUGUUGACAUCGUGACAGUGAAACUAACAGCUCAGUAGUACAGUAGCUCCGGGCUAUUGUAACCUUAAAGUGGAAGUACUUCAUGGAAAUACGAGAAAUUCCCAACAUAUUUGGUGUAUAUUUUCCAGUCAGCUCGUCUUGAUUGUACGGGACUCGUAUUACAUCAAGUGUAAAGCUUUUCAUUGAACUUGUGUAAUGAGCGUUGGUUAUGGGGCUAACGUUAACUGUCACUUCAUCAGUCUAUCUUAACGCUCAAAGACAGUUUUAAACGGAUAGUGAAAGACUGGGCUGCCUCUUCCUCACUUUACAACAUGUUAUGAAGACAAGGAACAAGUGGACUGUUUGCUGACCCAUCGUCGAGACUGUAAACAUGAUUUUAACUGCUUAAUUCUGAUCCGAUUUUUCAGUCUUCCUGCAUCUCUGCCAGGUGCUUUCCAUCUGGCUGUCCUCUGAGUCGGAAAUGAAGAAAGGCCAAAUAGCCUCACUGGCAGACAGACAGAGAGCUCCCAUUCCCUGUACGACAGAGAUUGUGUAUAAUUCCACGUUCCUCCAUGCCUUUCUUGGCAUCUAAUGGAAGAAAAAGCACCUGUCAGGUCUGCCAUGGUAUCUAGACUGCCUAAGUUCGGCGGACGCUCCUCGACUGGUGGCGCUAGCCCCUUGUCCAAUGGUUCUACACAGCCAACCACCCCUACCCAGGACGGUAAGACCACUCCCCCAGGAACACGCCCAAAUGGCAUAAUCCGCACCUCUCCUUUUUCCCUGAAAUGGAAGAGAGACGAAGGGACGACCCCUCUGAGCCCCACCACCCCCACCAGCCCUGGGGAUGUAGUUGAAGACAAGGCUCAGACACAGCUUCCCUUGCUAACAAAGGAGGCGAAGAAUGGUGCUCCAGCGACACCCAAGAUGCGGAGGUCAGGUGCUUUGAUGGUGGCUGUCUCCAGUCCCAAGGCGAUCCCCAAGCAAUCUGUCAAAAUGAGCCCCAAAGUGGGGACCAAGCUAGGCCAAAGCCCACUGAAUGGUGGUCCUAAAAUUGGCAAUAAUGGCUCCAGCAUUCCGGCUCGAACAGGCUCAGAGUCCCGCCUUUUGCGACCAAGGUUAGGCUCAAGCUCUCCCAGAAGCAGCUCUCAAGACAGCCUGUCCCAGUCCAGUGACAGCCUGAAGACCUUGACAGUGGACAACAUGGUGCGUUCGAACAGCUUCACUCACUUCAAGCAGAUUCCCUCGCCCACCAGCCAGCCUAUGACACGCUCCUUCUCCUUUAACCGCGCUGUGGAGCUUGCCAAGCCUUUAGCAAACACUCAGCUCCGACCUCCUCGAAGUAGUUUUCUCAAACCCCCUCAGCUGAGCAAUGGAAGAGUGGGUUUAGGACUCGGAGGGCUAAAUGGCAGCCUUGGAAGUUCAGGAGGUCUCAGUGGAGGACUUAAAGGACUUGAGUACAGUAAAACUCCUUCAGCUGCCUCAUCUCUGCCUGCCCUCUCAAUCCCUCCAGCACCCUCUACUCCCAGCACUCUGAGGAAGCCUCUGCUCCCCAGUUGUGUGCUUAACAAAUCACUGGGCAGCAGUGGGGGAGCUCUGGUUUCCAGACUUGCUCGAUCUGGGCAGGCCAAGCAGCAGAAGCCUCUUUUUCCAGGUAGAGUCAAGGGGGAUAUCAGACCUUCAACUGCCCCUGAAUGCAGAGGGCUGUUAGGGAUGGCAGCAGACUCUGAGCAGACUGUUGAGGCUGACAAAGCGGACUCACACAGUGACAGUGAUGUGAGCUCUGGAGGAGGAAAAGGAGGAGGGAGUGGGUUGCUUGGAAAGAGCUCUGGCCAGACAGCAGGAGAGACUCUGGAGGACAUGUCAGUAUCUUCUGCCUCAUCUCUAGACAGAGGCGACACCAGUGAGGAGUUUCUCGAUGACUUUGACUGUGUGGGAGAUGUGUUCAGUGAUGGGGACCUGCCUGACAACAGAAAAACUGGCAGCAGUACUCAAACGCGCCUACACAGCUUUCUCAACGAGACCCUUGACUGGGACACUAUGGAUCUGGCAGGGCAUAAAGAAGAGAGCCCGAUGCAGGACUCCCAGGGACCACUGGUGUUGUCUUCAGAGCAAGGUGACGUCCUUCAGGCUUCGUCUGUGGAGAUGUCACCCUCCAAUAGCUCUGGUGGGACAUACAUGUGGGAUGAGGAUGGUCUUGAGCCACUUGGGGGCCCUGGGACACAUCCAUGUGACAGCUAUGAUGAUUCGGAGCUCAACAGCAUGGAUAUCCUGAACAACCUUGACCCUCCAGGAAGUGGAGAGUUGGACGAUGAUGACCUCAUGCUGGAUGUGGACCUCCCGGAGGAUGGCUUGCAUGACGCUGAUAGGAUGUCCCACUUUGAGCGCUCAGAGAGGGCCGGUCGGCAGGGGCAGCGGCGUAGACACCAUCGCUGGAGCGGACCUGAUCACUUCUACAAUGACAGGGCCCAUGCUGUGCAGCACUACGAUGGUCUCAAGGCUUCAAGGAUCACAUCGCGGCCCAUCCCCCCUGAGGGCAGGCAGCAUGGCUACAUGGCAAUGCUGGAUAAUCUCACACUCGAACACAUGACUCAGGACUGCAGCUCGCUCAAGAAACAGCUGCUCAGGCUCAAGACGUUACUACAGCUUGAGGAUACCGAUUCUCCAGCAGAUGUUCCUGAAGAGAUUGAAAACAAUACAACUGCAUCACAGUUGGAGGAGCUGAUUAAGGAAGUGCAGGUGCUCAGAGAGGAGCUGAGGAGUCGAGACAAGACCAUUGCUCAGCUCACACUGCAGUGUCAGCAGCUACAACAACAUCAGCGCGAACAAAUGCCUGCUCAGGGGCGGCCGGUCAGGUGUCAGUGCCACCACCAGAGGGCUCCCUCUUCACUACGACAGGGCGACAGACAGAUGGACAAACGGAUGCAGCAUCACUAUGACAAGGCCACACAGACGUACUGGAGACCACCGAGCCAUGCUCCUCAAAUACUACAGCCUUUCAACCCCUGCCUCAAAGAGCACCUCCACAAGGAAAGACUAGCAAAAACUCCCCCCACCGAGGGCCACAGUGAACUCAGAAGAAGCAGAUCAGAGGAAGGAACUCACAUAGACACUGAUCGUGCUCUUGAAGACCUUAUUGCAGAUGUGUCUGGGCCAGCGAACCCCGACAAGCUGAAUCAUCUCCUCGGCACCCACCUGCGUCGCCCAGGCCCCGGGGCUCCACAGAAGGUAACUGCCAGAGACAGUCCAACAUCAGCAGCUCAGUCUGCAGCACAGCAUGACCGGAGAUCUCCUGCUGCAACACCACAGAGUUCUGUCACUCCUAAAUGUGCUGGUUCGACUAGCCCUCGCAUGCUGCAGCCUCCUCGCCUUCACAAGCGUGUGUCUCUCCCUGCACUCAAGCCAGGGGGCACUGGUGGCUUUGCCUCUCUGAAGCCGGGCUGUUUCUUAGGGCCUCUGGCUAACCGAGCCAAGCAGCUGCCCCCUCCGUCUAGAGGCCUUCCCUGCUUUAAUGUUGAACCCCAGGGUCAGGCUCCAAGUGUGUGUCGCACUUCACUGCUUGAGCAUCGCAGAGCACCGGAGCCUUGCAGGGAUCCACGGUGCUCCAACUCAAGCCUGGAGCAGCCCGACCGGGGGACCCCCAAAGACCCAGGGUCAACCAAGUUCCUGAUCCCUCUGAGUCGCUCAUGCCUCCCCAAGCCAAAGAUUCCCUGAGGAGCUUAUUCCCACCCAUCAAAACUUAAAACUGGAAUGACUCUGACAUUUAUAUCCAUCCCCUUCUCUACCCUGCCAUAAUAACAGUGUGAUUUUUUUAAUUUGUGAGUGUCAAAGGAACAUACACUGAGCUCAUUAACCAAUAUGGACAAUUCAGGGACUGCCUGUGUCGCUGACAUUGGUAUUGUGACUGCUGUAUUGUUUCUAAAUUAGCAUCUACAACUCCAGCCUGACUGACUAAUUGAUAUGUAGUAUGUAGCAGGAUCUUAUCUACGUAACAAUCCAUAUGACAGUUUUCAGAUUGAUUAGAAUCUAUGGAAGAAGAAUUGUCCAGGUUACAGGCCUUGCACGUGCACAUGAAUGCUGCUGAUGGGAAAAAAGUAUGUGUUAACAUUCAGAGAAGUUAGCUUUAGUUUUGUUUUGUAAGACCCGCUGGCUGUUAACAGAUUCAAAAGUCUUAAGUUCACUUGUCCUCACACAGCUGUGCCCUCUGACACCCAGGUGCAUUUGGUUUUAAACAUGGAGGUGGCAUAAAUGUGACCUUUGCAGUGUAAUAGAAGGCCAGGGGGAAGAUGGAGGCAAAAACAAAAAGUGGUAAAGAAAGAAAAAAAGAAUAAAAUAACAGCAAAAGUGGAAUGGGGUGGCAGACUUAAAAAACAAAUGCGUCAAAGUGCUCCACAGCUGUCACUCCCAGAAUGAAAAUACGUGUUUGUGUAUGAAAGUGAGAGGCGAGAGACACAGAGGUGAGGUCCAUACAUGUUUCUAGUUCAGUUUGCUCUGCUUACAUCCUGAACCUGCACGUAUUAGCAAAUAGGGUCUCUGACCUCUGGUGUAUAUACAGCUCAGACGAAAAUAUUGGCUUCUAAAAAGUAACACUAUGCUGGGGUUGGAGAUAUGAUUAGGAGAAAGUGUGCAAGUGAGGAAUCAGCUUUCAUAAUGUAGCAGAAAAGAGCAGCGUAAUAAAGCACUCACAAACUUUGCUCAGGUACAGUGUAGGCUCACUCAUGUUUCCAUGUGUCUGUUAUUUCAGGACUAUUUUGUCCAUUUACAGGGAGGAAACAGUGAAGAGUAACAGGAGGUAUGAUGCAUUAUGAGAGUGAGGAAACAGCAAAGCUAAUUUUAAGGUCUAGAUUGUAAGAGUUCGGGGAUAUAUGGGCAGAAAUAGAAUAUAAUAUGAUAAGUAUGUUUUCUUGAGUUUAUAAUCUGCUGAAAAUACAACUAGAGUUUAUGUUACCGUUUCUAUAGUAGCCCAGAAUGGACAAACCAAGCACUGGCUCUAGACAGAGCCGUUUUAAUGUUGGCCACCAUAGUUAGCAGCCCCUCUGCAAUGAGCUGUGUCCGAAAAACACAGAUUUUUUAACAUAAAACUGCUGCAUUCAUGUUGCAUUAAUGCUCUCUUAUAUUUUGACCAAAGUGUCCUAGAAGCAGCGGCGGUUGUUGUCUGCUAUGACACACUAUAUUGGAUAAAAUGAUUGAUUGUCCAACAUGGCAUUCAUUGGCAUUUAUGACCCAAACUGAUAUUUUUGGAAAGCUGUGUCAGGCUAUAAUCGCACUGAUAUCAUGAAGUCUGAACCCGUUAUCACCCUUCACUGAAAAGAGAGACAUUGAUCACAUCAUUUAUUUAUAUUUAAUUUAAAAAUAUAUAUAUUUGAAAAUUAAUGAGUUACUUCAAGUAAAGUCAUUGAAAAAGAAAAAUAGUGCUUAAAAAGCACAAGUCCUUGAAAUUUGUUUUUAUAACAUCUGUAUAAAGAUUGAUGUUAUCAGAGCAAACAAGUAAGCACACAUUUGCUAGCCUAGCGGCCUGUCUCUGACAUGUGACAAUGUUUUUAUCAGUUCUAAUCACUGUGUCUGUUUGUUUGGAGAGGAAGAGACCUCUGAGAAGAUUUCGGCUCCAUGUAUAAACUUCCUGAACUGUUAACACAGAGGGAAUACUCACCAAAAGAAAUUUCAGCUUGUUGCAAUAUGCAAUUCUCACCACCAGAUGCCACUAAAUCCUCCAAAAUCUUAUACACUGCUGCUUUAAUAUCGUACAGUCUUGUAAUUUGUAAUUAACAGACAGACACAACACAAAGAAAUCUGCCAGUGAAAAAAGUAAGUGUCACUUGUUUCUAGUGCUAACAAAUGUGUUGUGAACAUUUUAAAAGAAAAAAAAAACCUAAUUUGAAGAAAUUAUUAUUUGAUGGAAGAAAAUUAAAGUCAGGUUGAGAAAAAUGCCAUUAAAGUAAAGGAAUUUGAGAGUCAAUUAAAAAACUUUGAGACAAUUAAAAACGUCUUCCUUGAACUGCCUCCCUCAAUGACCCACACAUGGAAACAUCAGCUUACAGGGACUCAUUAGGUGUGUGAAGUUGCUGCCUGGUGUGUGUGCGCGCGCAUGUGUGUGUAUGUAUGUUUGAGUGUCUGAGCAGUCCCCCCC
Messenger RNA from Plectropomus leopardus (leopard coralgrouper), 6278 nucleotides. It is a transcript of the gene ccser2a, whose product is annotated as coiled-coil serine-rich protein 2a. Gene Ontology annotation, biological process: microtubule bundle formation. Lineage: Eukaryota; Metazoa; Chordata; Actinopteri; Perciformes; Serranidae. Gene Ontology annotation, molecular function: microtubule binding. Gene Ontology annotation, cellular component: microtubule cytoskeleton. The record is from RefSeq and is a predicted model, not a curated record.